AUGUCGUCCGGGGGCAAGGAUGGGGGCGGGGGCUCUCCCGCCUACCACCUCCCACACCCACACCCACACCCACCCCAGCACGCCCAAUAUGUGGGCCCCUAUCGGCUGGAGAAGACGCUGGGCAAAGGACAGACAGGUCUGGUUAAACUCGGGGUCCACUGCAUCACGGGCCAGAAGGUGGCCAUCAAGAUCGUGAACCGGGAGAAGCUGUCUGAGUCAGUGCUGAUGAAGGUGGAGCGGGAGAUAGCCAUCCUGAAGCUCAUCGAGCACCCGCACGUCCUCAAACUCCACGACGUCUACGAGAACAAGAAAUAUUUGUACCUGGUUCUGGAGCACGUGUCUGGAGGUGAGCUGUUCGACUACCUGGUAAAGAAGGGGAGACUGACCCCCAAGGAGGCCCGGAAAUUCUUCCGCCAGAUCGUGUCAGCACUGGACUUCUGCCACAGCUAUUCCAUCUGUCACAGAGACCUGAAGCCUGAGAACCUGCUUCUGGACGAGAAAAACAACAUCCGCAUCGCAGACUUCGGCAUGGCAUCCCUGCAAGUGGGGGACAGCCUUCUGGAGACCAGCUGUGGGUCCCCCCACUAUGCGUGCCCGGAGGUGAUUAAGGGCGAGAAGUACGAUGGCCGCCGGGCUGACAUGUGGAGCUGCGGAGUCAUCCUCUUCGCCCUGCUCGUGGGGGCUCUGCCCUUCGACGAUGACAACCUCCGCCAGCUGCUGGAGAAGGUGAAACGGGGCGUCUUCCACAUGCCCCACUUCAUCCCUCCAGACUGCCAGAGCCUGCUGCGGGGGAUGAUCGAAGUGGAGCCCGAGAAAAGGCUCAGCCUGGAGCAAAUUCAGAAACACCCCUGGUACCUGGGCGGGAAACACGAGCCAGAUCCGUGCCUGGAGCCAGCCCCGGGCCGCCGCGUGGCCAUGCGGAGCCUGCCGUCAAACGGAGAGCUGGACCCGGAUGUCCUGGAGAGCAUGGCUUCACUGGGCUGCUUCAGGGACCGCGAGCGGCUGCACCGGGAGCUGCGCAGUGAGGAGGAGAACCAAGAGAAGAUGAUAUACUACCUGCUUUUGGAUCGGAAGGAGCGGUACCCCAGUUGUGAGGAUCAGGACCUGCCUCCCCGGAAUGAUGUUGACCCGCCUCGGAAGCGUGUGGAUUCCCCCAUGCUGAGCCGUCACGGGAAGCGGCGGCCAGAGCGGAAGUCCAUGGAAGUCCUGAGCAUCACAGAUGCUGGGGGUGGUGGCUCCCCAGUGCCCACUCGACGGGCCCUGGAGAUGGCCCAGCACAGCCAGAGAUCCCGUAGUGUCAGUGGAGCCUCCACUGGUCUGUCGUCCAGUCCUCUGAGCAGCCCAAGGGUAAGGCCAGGCCCCAGUGCCCGCUCCACACCCCUGCCCGGCCCCCCAGGCUCCCCGCGCUCCUCUGGGGGGACCCCUUUGCACUCGCCCCUGCACACGCCCCGGGCCAGCCCCACUGGGACCCCAGGGACAACGCCGCCCCCCAGCCCUGGUGGCGGAGUCGGGGGAGCCGCCUGGAGGAGUCGUCUCAACUCCAUCCGCAACAGUUUCCUGGGCUCCCCCCGCUUUCACCGGCGCAAGAUGCAGGUCCCCACUGCCGAGGAGAUGUCCAGUUUGACGCCAGAGUCCUCUCCAGAGCUGGCAAAACGGUCUUGGUUUGGGAACUUCAUCUCCUUGGACAAAGAAGAACAAAUAUUCCUUGUGCUAAAGGAUAAACCUCUCAGCAGCAUCAAAGCGGACAUUGUCCACGCCUUCCUGUCGAUCCCCAGCCUGAGUCACAGCGUGCUGUCACAGACCAGCUUCAGGGCUGAGUACAAGGCCAGCGGUGGCCCCUCCGUCUUCCAGAAGCCCGUCCGCUUCCAGGUGGACAUCAGCUCCUCUGAGGGUCCAGAACCCUCCCCCCGGCGGGACGGCAGCGGUGGUGGUGGCAUCUACUCAGUCACCUUUACACUCAUCUCCGGUCCCAGCCGCCGGUUCAAGCGGGUGGUGGAGACCAUCCAGGCCCAGCUGCUGAGCACACACGACCAGCCGUCCGUACAGGCCUUGGCAGACGAGAAGAACGGCGCCCAGACCCGGCCCGCCGGGACCCCACCCCGAAGCCUGCAGCCCGCGCCCAGCCGCCCAGACCCGGAGCUGACCAGCUCUCCCCGCCGAGGCCCCCCUAAGGACAAGAAGCUCCUGGCCACCAACGGGAGCCCCCUGCCCUGA
Molecule: messenger RNA, 2214 nt
Organism: Rangifer tarandus platyrhynchus (Svalbard reindeer)
Lineage: Eukaryota; Metazoa; Chordata; Mammalia; Artiodactyla; Cervidae
Source: the annotation of a GenBank genome assembly